AAAUUUGAUUGGCUGAAACAAAGCCGGGUAAUUUUGAAACGACGCAUAUCAACAGAUAGGGUUGAAAUCUAGCGUAAUCUAAAUUGUCCAUAAAAUCGAAUUUCAUAGCUUUUAUUACGUAAGAUUUUUACAUACUGCUUCCUGAAAAUGAAGCCAACCCGUGGCAAGACACCAAAGAAGCCACCACGGAGACUUGUCAACAAGGACAAAGAUCCUGUUGAGGUUUACUGCAGAAUCCGACCACCAGAUGGGGAUGCUGACACAUGCAUUGAAGUUGUAAACAGCACAACCAUCCAGUUGAAAGCACCAGAGAAUUCCCAUGCUUACAGAAAUGGACUCUUAAAGGAGAAUCAAUAUACAUUUAAGUUUGUUUUUCCUGUGAACACCUCACAAAAGGCAUUAUUUGACCGUGUCUCAUUGCCUCUCAUUGAUGACUUGUUGCAUGGAAGAAAUGGAUUGCUCUUCAUGUAUGGAAUUACUGGAUCGGGAAAGACACACACAAUGCAAGGAACACCAGGAGAUGGUGGGAUCCUGCCAAGGGCCCUGGAUGUGCUAUUCAACAGCAUUGGAGAGCUUCAAGCUAAGAAAUAUGUUUUCCACCCGGAUCUAUGUAAUUGUAUGGAUGUUCAAACAGAGGCAGAUGCCAUGAUGGAGCGACAGAAACGUGAGCUAAUGGCACCGCUGAAGACGCCUUCUACACCAGCAACACCCAGGAGCAGUAGGAAAAAUGACCUAGCAAACAUGGUACGAGUGCCAGACACAACAAGUAUCAGCAACGUUGAUGAGGACAACAACUAUGCAGUGUUUGUUUCCUACAUUGAAAUCUACAACAAUUACAUAUAUGACUUGCUGGAGGAGGCUCCUGUAGAUCCUAUCAUGACACCAAAGAGUUCGCAUGGACUGGGAGCCAAUGCCAUAUCGUUGCCGUCUAAGACACUUCGUGAAGAUGCUAGCCACAACAUGUAUGUUGCUGGCUGUACGGAGGUUGAGGUGAAAAGCACAGAUGAAGCGUAUGCCGUCUUCAUGAAAGGACAGAAGAGGAGACGAGUAGCUCACACACAACUCAACACGGAGUCUAGCCGAUCUCACAGCGUGUUCAACAUCAGGUUGGUUCAGGCACCCUUGGACCCUUUGGGAGAGGAGGUCUUGCAGGACAAGAACCAAAUCUGUAUCAGCCAGUUAUCAUUGGUCGAUUUAGCCGGUAGCGAACGAACAAAUCGUACAAAGAAUUCCGGGGAUAGGUUGCGAGAGGCUGGUAACAUCAAUGCAUCAUUGAUGACUUUAAGGACUUGUAUAGACAUGCUUCGUGACAAUCAGAAAAAUGGAACUAGCAAGAUUGUACCAUACAGAGACUCAAAGGUCACUCACCUGUUUAAGAAUUAUUUUGACGGGGAAGGUAAAGUGCGGAUGAUCGUCUGCGUCAAUCCACAGUCUUCAGACUAUGAUGAGACCAUACAUGUGAUGCGAUUCUCUGAAGCUACGCAAGAGGUCCAAAUAACUAGGGCGACAGAUAUCAAGUUUGAUAUUGGCUUAACUCCUGGACGAAGAAGAGCUCAUCAGAUCUACAGGAAGAUGGUUGAAGAGGGCUUAAAUGAGGACGAUGUGCCUGUCCCACCUCCCAUGAUAACCCUUGGGCCACCCUUCCCAUUCUUUGAGAUUAAUGAUCCAGAAGACACAUCUAUUCAGAAUUUGAUUGGGUUCCUUGUGGAGCGAGAGAAACGUAGAAACACACUUAAUAAGGAACUAAAAAGACUAAUGGGUUCCUUUCGAACUCAGGUUUUGGAUUUGGAGAAUGAGGUUCAAACAUUACGACAACAGAACUCACAGCUUCAAAGCCAAGCAGAUUCCCAAAGCAAAGAAAUCAACAGAUACCAAGCUAAACUCAAAGAGAAAGAGGCACAAAAUGGUAUGCUUCACCGCACACACCAGCUGUACGAAGAGGACAGAAGAGGUCUACAAACAGAAGGGAGGCAGCUUCAAACAAAGCAAGGGAGAGGAAGGCUGCUCUUGCGCACAACAGAUCAAAAUCUCCCCCACCUAAGCGCAAUCCACCCCCAGUCAAACUCAGGCACAGACGUUCACGUUCUGCAACUGACAAUGUGUGGAUCGAUCACAAACCAUCAUCUACAAUUGGAAUAGAAACUGUUAUGCAACCUUCUGGGGUCAAGAAGAAAAAGACGAUCACAAAUGUAAAAGCUGUGAAAGAUGUGAAGGCAGCGUCCAACUACAUGUUGACCCAUCAGGAGGAGGACUCCAAGGGAGAGAUCGAAACUAAGAUAUUCAAGGGUGACAUUUUUGAGACGAGGGGUGGUGGAAGAUCUGUGCAAUUCACCGACGUUGAGAAGCUACGUCAAGAGUUACCAGGCAGUACCGAACGCAAGAGCGUAGAGCGUAAACGCCGUGCAUCUGAUGAAGAGAACAGUGGCGAAUGGACAGAUGUUGAAACAAGGUGUGCUGUUGGAAUCCAUGGAACACCAGGGGCAACUAGUCCAGCGCUCACACACAUUGUACCACAAAAGAAGUUCAAGGUCUAGUGAUGUAUUAUGAGGAUAUAAAUUAAACUGUUUGCAAGCUAUACAGCCGCUGUAUGUGAUGUUGCCCAACGCACAUACAAUACAUCAAACUUUACAUCUUUAAUUAAAGUGUUUCAGUAGUCAGAUAUAUCUUAAAUAAACAACUUUUUCAAGAUGUUUUGCUAAAAUGUGAAGUAUUGCAACAAAUAUUUUUUUUCUCAUGAUAGGCCUAAUAGAUUUAAAUUAGGGUAUUUUGUUAUUUUAGUUAAUUUUUAUAAAUUUUAUUAAUAAAAACAUUUUGUUUACUUGAUUAAAGGAUUUACAGGAUUUGAAUUAUUUUUUUAUUAUCAGUAUUGUUAUUAUUUUAGACUUUCUUCUAGAAAAAUAAAUUACUUGUAGUUGAAAAUAUUUAAGAUUAUCGAUUGAUUUAACACAUUUUAUGUUGUUCGUUAUUGUUACAGAUUAAGUUAUCCUGUAUAGAUGUUUGUUGCUUAUGGUUGUAACCAUAACAACUUUCAUAACAAAUUUGAAUAUUAUUAAUAACUAAUUACUAAGUGUGCAUAAUUAUUAUAUCAGUUUAUGAAAUUUUAUAAAUACUUGGUAUGGGUUUAUCAGUUAUUAUAUCAACACUAUCAUUUUGGACAGUAUAUACUGCACAAUAAUUAGUUCUGGUACUAGAUGCAACGUGACUAUUGUUAUUAUAACAACAAUGCAUUGUGACCUAGUUAAUCAUGAACAUAGAUAAAUAAAUGUCAUAUUGUAUAAUGAAAGUGGGUGAGCCAAAAUCUGUUAACUAAUCGCAGUAGUCAUUACUAUUUCAUUAAUUUUACAAAUACUAUUUGUUUAAUUUGCAAUGUUUAUGUUUAAUUAUUAGUAGUUAACUGUACUUUUUAUAUGUUUAUAUCACUUUGCUAGUGAUACUGAAGGAUCAGCCUUAGCAGACACUAUUGGUGAGUGAGUGAGCAGUGAGUUCCUUGGUGUGUAGUACACAUCUCUAGUUUGCUUACUCUGUCAAGCUGUCUAUUCUCAAUAUAACAGUUAAUGUAAAUAUGAAAUUGCAACCAUACUUUGAUAUUGCAUGCGUAUUAUAUCUUUUCAUUUCGUUUUUUUUCCACAGACUGUAAUGUAGUUUUGUAUAAAAUGUAGAGCACUUUCUGUAUAUGCCCCAGCAUUAUCAUUGUAUAUUAAACAACAAAUUCAUUAAAGUGGAUGUUUUAUGACA
Molecule: messenger RNA, 3735 nt
Organism: Anneissia japonica
Lineage: Eukaryota; Metazoa; Echinodermata; Crinoidea; Comatulida; Comatulidae
Product: kinesin-like protein KIF23
Biological process (GO): microtubule-based movement
Cellular component (GO): kinesin complex; microtubule; nucleus
Molecular function (GO): ATP binding; microtubule binding; ATP hydrolysis activity
Source: RefSeq, a predicted model, not a curated record